Molecule: messenger RNA, 1359 nt
Organism: Gamsiella multidivaricata
Lineage: Eukaryota; Fungi; Mortierellomycota; Mortierellomycetes; Mortierellales; Mortierellaceae
Exons: 4
Coding region: 119-1231 (370 amino acids)
Biological process (GO): nucleotide metabolic process
Molecular function (GO): ATP:ADP adenylyltransferase activity; ATP binding
Source: RefSeq, a predicted model, not a curated record
CUGCACAAGUGACGUUGCAUAUCAUGGAGAAUGAAGUCGCGACGAGCAGCCCACAGCCCGCUUCUCCUCUUCCUCCUCACGACGCUCCCUGCGAAUUCAUUCAUUUCACAACUACACCAUGGCUCCAUCCCUAGACGACUUCGACACAAAGUUGUCGACAACCUAUGAUGCUGCCCUCAGGUCCGGCCACCUCAUCUUCACAGCCUCAGAAAUAUUCUUAUCCAGGGAGACCGAGUAUGGUAUCGAGUGCCAGCUCACUUACGCGCCUCUUCUAGCAAAGAAGCCUCAAGGAGUCAUCACUGCCAUCGAGACAGACCCUCGACCCAAAUUCGACCGACCAUCCACGCCCGUUAUCAAGCAGGCCGCGAGCGUCAAUCCGUUCAUGCCCCACGACCCUAAGCUCUAUGUUGCGGACGCCGGCGAUGAGCACAAGGUGUUGCUGAACAAGUUUUGUAUCGUCCCCAGACACUUCUUGAUCAUCACCAAAGAAUUUCAACCGCAGACCAAUCCCUUGACUCCGGAUGACCUGCUGGCGGUAUGGAACACGCUGAUGGCGCUCAGGAACAGUAAAGAUGCUGUGGCAUUUUUCAAUUGCGGAUCGCGCGCCGGUGCCAGUCAGGCUCACAAACAUAUGCAAGUCAUACCCCUGGAGAAACCCUCGCCAAUUGCGGCCCUAGUGCGUGAAUUCUCUAAGCGUCAGCCAGGAAAGAAGGAGAACCGACCAGGCGAUGUAUUCUCGGUCCCAAUCAACUGCAUCAACCACGUUAUCCUCCUCCCGGACGUAUCCAAAACGAACAAGACUCAGGAAGACAUUUUGCUGGAAGCCUAUAUAACCCUCAUGGACGCCAUGCUCAUAUCUAUCCGCGAGUAUUCUGAACAGACAUCGCUCUCGGAGACCGAAAGCGCUAUUGCUGCCAACAUGACCUCAUCAAUGGCCUACAACUGGAUCCUGACUACGGAAUUUAUGCUGAUCGCGCCCCGGAAGCAGGAGCAUUCGGAGUCUGUCAAUGGCGUUGCGUUGAACAUCAACUCAUUGGGCUUUGCCGGUAUGGUUUUGGCAAAGACGCCCGAAGAGAUGGAGUUGGUUAAGAGCAAGGGCGUGCUUCAUGUGGUGGCCGAGACAGGAUUCUCGUGCGGAUGGGGCAACAGGUCAGUGGAGGAGGAGCAGAAGAGAAGGGAACAGCAGGAUGCAUUGGAGAAGCAGAUGGGAAGUGCCCUGUCUGGUCUCUGAAUAAUCAUAUUAUGAAUGAAAGCAUUCAAUAGACAGGCAUAUUAUAACAGUUUAUUGUACUAUACGUUCUUGAUAUCGAAGCGUAAAAGAACUGCCUGGUGGGCGAGAGAGAAUCGGUCGAAACUUUC